This is a messenger RNA of Echinops telfairi (small Madagascar hedgehog), 870 nucleotides long. It is a transcript of the gene JSRP1, whose product is annotated as junctional sarcoplasmic reticulum protein 1. Gene Ontology annotation, biological process: skeletal muscle contraction; regulation of ryanodine-sensitive calcium-release channel activity. Lineage: Eukaryota; Metazoa; Chordata; Mammalia; Afrosoricida; Tenrecidae. Gene Ontology annotation, cellular component: sarcoplasmic reticulum. The transcript has 7 exons. The record is from RefSeq and is a predicted model, not a curated record. Bases 1 to 870 code for a protein of 289 amino acids.
AUGAAGACCAUUCUGGAGGAGGAGGACAGCCACCGGACAGGCACAGUGCAGCUCCUGCCUGAUGCUGAAUCUCGGGAUAUUGCCAUGACAACCAAGGCCGUGGAGGACCUGGAUGGUGGCCUGGGCAGCUGCCAGGUUGGGGAGGACCUCUCUGCACGGGCUGACCCCUACUCAGGUCAGGCCAGGGAGGACAAGGCUCGAGCGACGCCCUGGGUAUCAGACCUCAGCAGCCGGCCUCCGGACGCGGCAGCAGCUGAGCGGGGUGUGGACGUGAAGCGCAAGAUGGAAAAGGAGCCUGAGGUCAAAGCGGUCCAAAGCCCCAGCAAGGAGAAGCUGAGAGCUGGAGCAAACGCCGUGACAGGCAAGGAGGCCUUCCCUGCUCCUGCCCCUGAGCCCUGGGUCCCACCAGGCGCCGCCCCGAAGGCAUCGGAGCCGCCCCAGCUGAAACCUGUAGCCUGGCCUCCGCCACCCACCGGGCCACCCGCGCCCCAGCUCGAGGCCGAGGCCAGGCCGGAGGCUUCCGGGAGUGGGGCGGCAGCGGAAGAGGAGGCCAGAGAGCCCGCCGGGGAGGCCACUGAGGACGCCCAGGUGCACCGAGGCCCUAAAGAGAAGCCGAGGAAAGAGAAGAGGCCGCGGAGGGAGAGGCCCCGGAGGGAGGAGAGGCCGCGGGCCGACAGGGUGAUGCGAGGAGCGCCACCCGGGCGCCGGGAGUCUCGCCCCGGGGGCCACCAGCCGUGGACACGGGACUCCGGCCCGAGGCCGACCUGGGCCUCCAAGAGCGGCUCAACCUCCUCGGAAGAGGCGGGGCGGCCCGCGCGCCAGAGGCCCCGCCCCGGAAAGGGGCGGGACCGAGCGGAGCAUGCGCCCUAG